AUGGGGUUCUCGCCGUUUCUAGAUGAAUGCCGAGCCGAAGGGAUAUGGCCUGUGGGCCCGUCGUGCAAUAAAAUUAUCUCAUUCGGCGUUUACUCGUUUUUCAUUGUCGUCAAUUUCAUCGUUCUGUGUAUUCCAAACACUGGGAAUCAUUAUCAGCAAAUGAUAGAUGAUGAGGGACGGACGACAUCCAAACUCACCAUGUCAAAAAUUCUCUCAAUUUGCUCCCUGUUUGCUGUAAUUUGUCAGUCAAUUUUCUACUUUUGCUUCGUGUUCUAUUUCCACCCAUACACACAUCUUCUUCUUGCAUUCUGUUUGUCAAAGCUGUUUUUCUGGAUCUUCUGCAUGUGCUCUUUCUCAAAAUGGAGGAACCAACCUAGCACUCCAAUCUCGUUGGCAUUCGCCUUCUCAGCUGCACUUCUCAUCGAUUGUAUCCCGUUGACGGCUUGGAAAACCUACUUCGAUGGAGCCGGACAAAAUCGUGGAGACGUCACAUUCUACCUUAUCGAAUUGGCUCUGGUUACCGCAGUUUUCUUCUUUGCUAUUGUUGCUGGAUGCAGCAAUUUCUCAGGAUUCUCUUCUAGAGAAUCGGCAUGGAACAACUUAUCAAAGAAAGUCGUUAUGGUUGCUCCCUACAUCUGGCCAACCAAAUCAAUCACUCUUCAACUUCGUGUUGUAUUCUGCCUUUUUCUGUUGAUUGCUGGAAGACUGAUUAAUGUUUCCCUUCCUAUUCUUAGCAAAUGGAUUGUUGAUGAGCUCUCCACACCAGACAGUUUCCAUUACUCCCUCUUAUUCCUUGCCACGUUUCUGAAAUUCCUCCAAGGCAACGGAGCUAUGGGUGGAUUCUUGAAUACCGUUCGUACCUAUUUAUGGAUUCCAAUUCAACAAUAUACAACUAGAGAACUGGAAGUAGAGCUUUUCAAGCAUCUUCACUCUUUGUCUCUUCGAUGGCAUUUAUCCAGAAAGACUGGACAAGUUUUGAGAGUUAUGGAUAGAGGAACAAGUUCGGUUAACAAUAUUCUUAACUAUCAGGUGACUGAAUGGAAGACUCAAGCUUCUCUCGCAUUCCUGAAUUGCCUUCAAAAUGCGAUUAUUGGAAUUGGAAUGAUUGGUGGAUCUGUAUUUGUUGUCUACAUGAUUGUUCAUGAGAAGACGUUGACCGUUGGUGACUACGUUCUCUUCACCACCUACCUCCUGCAAUUGUACACUCCACUCAACUUCUUUGGAACUAUUUACAGAGUGAUCCAGAAGGCAUUUGUCGAUAUGGAAAACAUGUUCGAUUUGAUGAAUGAUGAAGUUGAAGUCAAGGAUCUUCCACACGCUCUCCCUUAUAGCGAUGCUAAAGGAACAAUCAGCGUUAAAAACCUUACUUUCGAAUAUAACACUGGAUUACCUGUCAUUAAAAAUAUCAGUUUUGAAAUUGGAAAUGGACAAACUGUUGCUCUAGUUGGCUCGUCUGGAUCUGGAAAAAGUACACUGAUCCGUCUUCUUUUCCGACUUUUCGAGUCAACCGAAGGAAGUAUUGAAUUCGAUGGAACUGAUGUUCGGAACUACACAAUGCACUCGCUUCGACAGCAAAUUGGAAUCGUUCCACAGGACACUGUUCUCUUCAAUGAUACUAUCAUGUAUAAUAUUCGAUUCGGAAGACCCGAUGCUUCGGAUGAAGAAGUGAUCGAAGCGGCGAAGGCAGCGAUGAUCCAUGAUAAGAUCUCAUCACUUCCAGAAGGAUAUGAGACAAUGGUUGGAGAAAGAGGACUAAAAUUGAGUGGAGGAGAGAAACAGCGGGUUGCGAUUGCGAGGACGAUUCUCAAAAAACCGCAGUUUAUCUUUUUGGAUGAAGCCACGUCUGCACUGGAUACACCGACGGAAAGAGCCAUUCAGAAGUGCCUGGAGAAAUUGUGCAAAUCGAGAACCGGAGUUGUGGUUGCUCAUCGAUUGAGUACUGUAGUCAAUGCGGAUCUUAUUUUGGUUCUCGACAAAGGAAUCAUCCUAGAGAGGGGAACCCACAAAGAUCUUCUUGCUCAAAAAGGAGUCUACGCUUCAAUGUGGGAAGCUCAAAUCGCUGAGCAACGUGCCAAAUCGAUUGAACUGGGAGAAGAUGUU
Messenger RNA from Caenorhabditis briggsae, 2100 nucleotides. RefSeq names its product Protein CBR-HMT-1 (gene Cbr-hmt-1). Lineage: Eukaryota; Metazoa; Nematoda; Chromadorea; Rhabditida; Rhabditidae. The record is from RefSeq and is a predicted model, not a curated record. The transcript has 9 exons. The annotation marks the transcript as partial. Gene Ontology annotation, molecular function: ABC-type heme transporter activity; ATP hydrolysis activity; heme binding. Gene Ontology annotation, biological process: heme transport; transmembrane transport. Gene Ontology annotation, cellular component: membrane.